CGACAGCUCGCUUUUGGCGGUCUAGGUUAUGGUUACUUUUGGUCUCCACAAUACACCAUGUUUGAGCUGAAAAACGAAUGAUGAGCAAUUGCUGCCUGAGAAGACUGCUGAAGUUUUAAACGUUAUAAAAAGGUGUCUUUAAGUGUAACGGUAAAUCAGUUUGAAGUGUCGUGUCCUGUUGUACACAUAUUAGUGCCGCAUUAAACGCGAAGAAUGGAAUUGUUAUUAUUAAGUUAUUCUUUGAUAACUGCCAUAGGGAUCAGAGUUACAAGAGCACAAGGAUCGAAUCUAGCUGCUGACCACGGUCAAUUAUUUCUCGACCAUUUGGAUCCGAGCGAUCAUGUUUACAUUCUUCACAGCAUUUUAAAAGAAUAUUCGUAUGCUCGAGAGAACUGGACGGUGCCAGAGAGCGAGCAAUAUGAUCAGAAAGUGGUUUCCUUCCUGCAGAAGUACGCGGACAGUACACUGGAUAACGAAGUUCAUCAACAUGAUGUAGCUGGAUCUAGAUUUAGUGUCCGAAUAUUCACGAAUUAUUGUGGUCCAGGAAAUUGGUCUCCUAAUGGUGAAGUUACACAGAAUCCAUACUUUACCAAGAUCGAUCAAUGUUGUAAAUCCCACGAUGAGUGUCCAUCUUAUGUUGUACAACAGAGAAACUACGAAAAUUUUCCUGGCCUUCCAUUUAAACCACAAAUUUUCAGCAGAUUGCGAUGCAGCUGUGAUGUUCAAUUUUUCUCAUGUUUGCGAAAUGUGGGCACGUUUUUCUCAUAUGCGGUAGCAUGGAUAUACAGCAAGGUUCAACUUUUUUGUUUUGAAUACGAAUUUCCAGUAGUGGAGUGCAAACAAUUGAUGAUUGAUGGCUGGUUUUCAUUUCCUCGAUGUGCAGAUUAUUUGGUGAAUAACACUGCUCCUAAGAGCUGGCAGUGGUUUAACAUCCCGUAUUUGAGUGAAAAGCAGCGUAAAUUUCCAAAUAUUACGAACUUAUACGAAGGAAUAUGAACUGAAUUGCUGUUGAAAAGUAAAAUAUACAAAUGCCAUAUACGAUCGAUUAGAAAACAGAUCUUUCAUAAAGAAAUCUUUUGUAGACAGACUUAUAAUUAUUUUUUAAUUUUGCCGAAGAAUUAUUGGAUAAUUAGUUUUGGUCAGUGGUGGGCACCGCUAACCGAAAAUUUAGCAACGCUAAUCGCUAAGCCACUAACCGG
Wyeomyia smithii (pitcher-plant mosquito) is the source of this 1199-nucleotide messenger RNA. RefSeq lists its product as uncharacterized. The transcript has 3 exons. The coding region runs from base 214 to 996 and encodes 260 amino acids. The record is from RefSeq and is a predicted model, not a curated record. Lineage: Eukaryota; Metazoa; Arthropoda; Insecta; Diptera; Culicidae. Gene Ontology annotation, biological process: arachidonate secretion; phospholipid metabolic process.